Messenger RNA from Halichondria panicea, 2625 nucleotides. RefSeq names its product traf2 and NCK-interacting protein kinase-like. Gene Ontology annotation, molecular function: protein serine/threonine kinase activity; protein binding; ATP binding. NCBI's taxonomy places the organism in Eukaryota, Metazoa, Porifera, Demospongiae, Suberitida, Halichondriidae. Gene Ontology annotation, biological process: protein phosphorylation. The transcript is spliced from 8 exons. Bases 47 to 2545 code for a protein of 832 amino acids. The record is from RefSeq and is a predicted model, not a curated record.
AGGGCGUGUCUUGUAGCUUACAAAAUAAUGCAGAGAUAAGAUUAGAAUGGCUGCAAUGUUUUCAGCUCUUCGAGAUGACGCUAACUUGAGGGAGUUUGUGCUGGAGAAUGUGGAGCACUUUGGAGAGGAGAGAGUUCUAGGAACUGGCUCCUAUGGCUCUGUUCAAGAGGUGAAGAUCAAUGGUGAGGUGUAUGCAGCCAAGAAGAUCCAUGAGGUUCUCCUGGAGACGGACGAGCAUGGUGGAGUGGCCAACAUAGAUGGGAACUACCACCGAGAGUGUCGACUCAUGGCUCGCAUCCGUCACCCCAACAUCACCCAGUUCAUUGGGCUGUGUUUCGUGACUGGCUCUCGACUUCCCCUCCUGGUCAUGGAGAGACUGGACUCAAGUCUGGACGAUCUCCUGGAGUCCACCCCCAACAUCCCCCUCUCUGUCUGCCAGUACAUUCUGGUCUGUGUGGCCCGAGGGCUGCUCCACCUGCAUCGUGAGUCUGUGGUCCAUCGUGACCUCACUGCCAAGAACGUCCUGCUGACGGUAUCUCUGAGAGCCAAGAUCACAGACUUUGGUAACUCUCGUAUCGUGAAUCUGGAGCCUGGUCGACUGGCCAGGACUCUGACGAGGCUUCCUGGGACACUGGUGUACAUGCCGCCCGAGGCCCUCUCUGACAGAGGCCACAGUGUGUACGGACCCAGUCUGGACGUCUUCUCUUUCGGAGUGCUGCAAUUGUUUGCACUCACACAAGUGUUUCCAGGAGAUCUCCUUGCCCCCACGUACAGCGACCCCAACAACCCAGACCACCUCCUGGCUCGCUCAGAGUUUGAGCGUCGAGGUCCCUACACGGCUCUCCUUGAGAAGAGUAUGGUGGGCGGACGUGAACACCUUCUGUUUCGUCUGGUGAGGGAGUGUCUGGCCAACACUCCAGAGAAAAGACCGGCCACCGCUGAGCUCCUCUCGUCUCUGGAGGAGGUGGGGAGGGAGAUGGACGGAGAAUUGCUCCAGCUGGACAUUGCACGAGUGAAGACUGCCAGGACCCUCAGGGCAAAGGAGAAGAGGAUAGAGGCUCUACAGAGAGAGAUGGUCGAGAAGGACAGGAUAUUGGAGAGGAAAGACGAGCAAAUAGUACAAAAAGAUGAGCAAUUAACUGAGAAAGAUGCACUUCUGGCACAAAAAGAUGACCAACUGGUGCAAAAAGACAACCAACUUGAACAGAAAGACGCACUUCUAGUAACAAAAGAUGUUCAAGUAGCCGACAAAGAUACUCAACUUGCUAGACAGCAAGAGAUAUUGAAUAGUGUCCGUGCCACCAAAGAUGGUAUGAUUGCUGACAAGGACAGACAACUCAGUGAACAAGAGUCAACAAUCAUUUCCCAGAGAGAGGCUGCUCUAGUUGAGAGGGACGCUCUCUCACAGAUAUUGAAUAGUGUCCGUGCUAAUGCUGCCACCAAAGAUGGUGUGAUUGCUGACAAGGACAGACAACUCAGUGAACAAAAGUCAAGGAUCACUGAUCUCAUUUCCCAGAGAGAGGCUGCUCUAGUUGAGAGGGACGCUCUCUCACAGGCACACAGGGAACAGAUUCAGCACAAAGAUGCUGAGCUGGUCAGGAGAGACGCCAUCAUUCAACAGCAGAGACAAGAUCCCCCUCCCAGAGAGUUGAGACCUCCACUCACUCUGAAAUGGAGAAGAGGAAAAGACAUGCCAAUCAAGAUGGGCUACACAGUACAGAGUGCUGUUAUCGGUGACACGGUGUAUGUUGGUGGAGGCAGUGCAGACAAUGAUCGUACAGUGAUGAAGCUCGAGCAAGAUCAAUGGACGAAACUACCAAAGUACACUGCCAAGUGGUUUGGUAUGACAUCACUCGCUAAUCGACUAGUGCUAGUGGGAGGACGUGAUCCAAGAAACAACACACCCAGCAAUCAACUUUCAGUGCUCGAGUCAGGGGAAUGGACUCACCCGUACCCACCAAUGAACAUUGCUCGUCAAUCCUCAACAGCUGUCUCCUUCAACAACCACAUAAUUGUAGCUGGUGGGCGUGAUGGUGAUGGUCGUAUCUCCUCCUCUGUGGAGGUGUUAGACGUGGCAUCAAGAAGAUGGUACAUUGCUCAGUCACUACCUAACUCACGAUCAGAACUGAAAUCAACUCUCAUAGGAAACACCCUCUACCUAAUGGGAGGGUACGAUCACACUGGGCCAACCAAGACAGUGCACCACGUUGACUUCAAUGAACUCAUUGCCAAAGCCCUUUCCAACUCGGACACACCCACUCUCUGGCAGACCUUAGAGGAAGUGCCGCUCGAGUUGUCAGCUCCUCUCAGUAUUGGGAGGUCACUAUUAGCCGUUGGUGGAGCGAAUGACAGAGUCAACCCAAGUUCAUCGAUCCACCUCUACCAGCCUGACACCAGGAGGUGGUUGAAAGUAGGAGACCUGCCUACUGUACGAUACUGCUGCACAUGCUCAGUACUUCCUAGUGGAGAGGUUAUUGUAGCCGGAGGACAGAUAGUAAAUAAGAUUAAAAUCCAAACUGUGGAUUUCUUCUCUAUAAGUUCUUAGUUUUUUUCAUGUCCUUCGUGUUAUAAUUAUAAAUUAAUGAUACUUUUCUAGCAUAAUAAUUAAAGUUGCAACUGAAUUUC